GCAUUGUUGGUAAUUUUACUGUGGCAAACAUGGAUAUUUUGGCAGUCGUUAUUGCAACAAUCGUAUUGGCGUGCCCCGUGUUGGGAUACGGAAGUGGUGCGCCGCCUGGCGCAUGCGCAUCGAUGAUUCCCAAUCACGGAGCAGUACCACAGACGUCUGUUGCGCCGUACUCGCUAACUUUAUCGUCUGCUAAAUAUGGAUGUGGCGUCGACUCUGUAUCAGUUACGCUAGCGGGGACUGGUGGCGCCAACUUCCGGGGAUUCCUGUGCCAGGCACGUGCUGACAUGGACAACGUCACAACAGUGGGAACACUAUCCGAUGACGACGCUACCCUCACGUUCACAAACAAUUGUAGCGCGGGAUCGAUAACUCAUUCAGAGAAAAGUGACAAGGCAUCCGCGAAGUUCAAGUGGUCUCCAUCCAAUGAAAAGUCAAAUGUUCAUAUUGUCUGUUCGGUGGUGCAGAAUGUUUCUACCUACUGGGUGAAGGCCAUCCAUGAACAGAUUACCCCGUGCUCCAGCGCUACAAGUGCUACACUCGCCUUCCUGGCGUCCGUUGCUGUUCUCCUCGCCUUCGUCAUAUAAACCAUCGCUUUCAAGUGCAACGUCGUCAGCGCCAUGUGCCAUAAAGGCUGGGCAAUUUGCUAAACCUUUAAUAUUGAUGUUAAAUACAUUUAAAUCUCAGCAAUUCAUAUCUAAAAAUAAAUCUCACAAAUGGUAA
Molecule: messenger RNA, 720 nt
Organism: Dreissena polymorpha
Lineage: Eukaryota; Metazoa; Mollusca; Bivalvia; Myida; Dreissenidae
Product: putative defense protein 3
Exons: 5
Coding region: 30-584 (184 amino acids)
Molecular function (GO): oxidoreductase activity, acting on metal ions
Source: RefSeq, a predicted model, not a curated record